GCGUGGAUGAAGCACAUGAAGAAAUAAUAACGUUUGGUUGGUGGUGUGAGGAACAGUAAGGAAGAGUAGCAGAGUGAGUCAGAGAUGGCCGCCUUUACACUUCCCUUUCAUCUCCGUCUCUGUUCUUCUUCCUCGGCUUCUUCGUCUCUAUCAUUUUCACCGCUGAUUCACAGACUCCCAAACACAGCUGCUCCCACUACUCAAAUCUGCUCAAAGAGAAAUGCAAAACCAAGCCUCAUUUCCUGCUCUGCUCAGUCUCAACCUCAACCUUUGCAAGAGCAGACGGUGGAGUCUGGUGGUGAUGUCGUGAGAGAAAGAAGUGUGUCGGUUGUCCUGUUGGCCGGAGGGCAGGGCAAGAGGAUGGGAGCUAUCGUACCAAAGCAGUAUCUUCCUCUUUUCGGUCAACCCAUUGCUUUGUUUAGUUUCCACACUUUUUUUCACAUGUUUGAAGUGAAAGAAGUCGUUGUGGUUUGUGAUCCUUCGUACAGAGACGUUUUUGAAGAUGCGAAGGGAAAUUAUGAAGCGGAACUCAAAUUUGCACUGCCUGGAAAAGAAAGACAGGAUUCUGUUUACAAUGGCCUUCAGGCUGUUGAUCCGAGCUCUGAGCUUGUUUGCAUUCAUGAUUCUGCAAGACCUUUGGUGUUAUCAAGCGAUGUGAGAAAGGUCCUUGCAGAUGGAUUAUCGAAUGGAGCUGCGGUUCUUGGUGUUCCUGUGAAGGCCACAAUCAAAGAGGCAAACAGUGAAUCAUUUGUUGUUAAAACGUUGGACAGAAAAACACUAUGGGAGAUGCAGACCCCACAGGUUAUUAAGCCUGAGUUGCUGAGGAAAGGCUUUGAGCUUGUAAACAGAGAAGGUCUUGAAGUUACCGAUGAUGUCUCAAUUGUUGAGCACCUUAAGCAUCCUGUUUAUAUCACUGAAGGAUCUUAUACCAACAUUAAGGUUACUACGCCUGAUGACAUGUUACUGGCUGAGAGAAUAUUGAAUGUUGAUUCCGAAGAAAGUAUAGUGUUGCCAAUUCACCUUUGAAGGGAGAUCAUCGAUUAAUUUUUUUUCAUUAUAGAUUGAUUACUUUUGAUUCCGCUAGGUGCAUGCCAAGUGUUCCUGCAUGUUAGCCAAAAUCCUCUUCAAAUUGUAAUGCACCGUGCCAUCAGAUUGUAACGAUCACACGUGAUAUGGUCUUGUUUAUCAUGACUUUCUGAUUUUUGCAAUAGAUAUUUUUGUAAUAAAA
Messenger RNA from Vigna angularis (adzuki bean), 1228 nucleotides. Its product is annotated as 2-C-methyl-D-erythritol 4-phosphate cytidylyltransferase, chloroplastic. Lineage: Eukaryota; Viridiplantae; Streptophyta; Magnoliopsida; Fabales; Fabaceae. Gene Ontology annotation, molecular function: 2-C-methyl-D-erythritol 4-phosphate cytidylyltransferase activity. The record is from RefSeq and is a predicted model, not a curated record. The transcript has 12 exons. The coding region runs from base 85 to 1026 and encodes 313 amino acids. Gene Ontology annotation, biological process: isoprenoid biosynthetic process.